This is a messenger RNA of Talpa occidentalis (Iberian mole), 3330 nucleotides long. RefSeq names its product MTOR associated protein, eak-7 homolog (gene MEAK7). NCBI's taxonomy places the organism in Eukaryota, Metazoa, Chordata, Mammalia, Eulipotyphla, Talpidae. The coding region runs from base 178 to 1545 and encodes 455 amino acids. Gene Ontology annotation, biological process: TOR signaling. The transcript has 9 exons. The record is from RefSeq and is a predicted model, not a curated record.
UUCCGUUUCUGUGAUUGGGACAAAGGGCCGCCCGUCAGUGCCCUCGCCUGGCCUUGGGGCCGGGCCACUCCAGGGAAAAUCCUCGGGCAGUUGGACCGGAAGGGGGUCUGGGCCUCGGUUUCGGGAAGACUGCCAUCUCUCACAGCCAUUUAGGCCCCCCCCUGGAUCAGAGGGAAGAUGGGGAACAGCAGAAGUGGCUUGCAGCACAAAUUCACUUCCCAGUUUCUCCCUGAGGAGCAGGCAGAGGUCGACAGAUUGUUCCAUGUGCUCUCGGCGGAGGAAGCCAGCCCCAGGUCCCCGCUCCGAACCUUCUCUCUGAAGGCCCUCAAGAGGCAUGUCGGGAAAGCCCUUCCCCCAGAGAUGGUCACCAGGCUGUAUAAUGGUAUGAAGUCCCUUGACCUGUUGGGCAAGGUGCAGAGGCCCAGUGACGGCAUCUCCCAGGAGCAGUUCACAGUGUCGAUGUCCCACCUGCUGAAAGGGAGCUCUGAGGAGAAGGGCCUGGUGAUCCUGAAGAUGAUUUCUGCCACAGAAGAUCCUGUGAAAGCAGGACAAGUGCAGAAGUUUGCAGAGGACCUGGUCGGCUCUGUAGUGCACGUGCUGCACUACAGGAAGUUGCUGAGAGGCUGGGCUGGGGGGUACAUGCCAGACGCCAACUCCCGCAUCCCGGUGCUGGCCGCACAGCUGCUCUCCGAGGUGAAGCUUCAAGGUGGCAAGAAGCUUGCGGGGCCCCAGUGGCAGGACUGUGACUGUGACCAAGCUGUGAUCGAGGACUGGGUGUUCAGGGUCCCCCAUGUGGCCACCUUCCUGAGCGUGGUCAUUCGUAGAGGCUUUUCCCUCCUGCCCUCGUCCCUCAACCUGGCCACCCUGGUCCCCGAGCGCCAGGUGGCCCAAGGGAGGGAGUUUGAGAGCCUCUUGGAUGUGCCAUCGCUUCUGUACAUCAACUCCCACCUGCCCGCGGAGCGGCGGCACCGCUGGCGUCUGCUCUUUGCAUCCGAGCUCCAUGGGCACAGCUUCGCCCAGCUCCUUGGGCACAUCGUGCAUCAGGGGCCCUGCGUGACACUCCUGGAGGAUCAUGACGGCCAUGUGUUUGGUGGGUUUGCCUCCUGCUCCUGGGAGGUCAAGCCUCAAUUUCAAGGGGAUAACAGAUGCUUCCUGUUCUCCAUCUUGCCUCGGAUGGCCGUGUUCACCCACACAGGCUACAAUAACCACUUCAUGUACCUGAAUCACGGGCAGCAGACCAUCCCAAAUGGCCUGGGCAUGGGUGGGCAGCACAACUAUUUUGGGCUGUGGAUCGAUGUCGAUUUUGGAAAAGGACACAGCAAGGCCAAGCCCAUGUGCACCACAUACAGCAGCCCACAGCUGUCGGCCAAGGAGGACUUCCAGUUUGAGAAGAUGGAGGUGUGGGCCGUCGGUGACACUGAGGAGUCCCAGCUGGCCAAGACCGGAAAGAGUAUUCUGGAUGCGGACCCUGAGGCCCAGGCACUGCUGGAAAUCAGUGGGCGGACACGCCACAGCCACGGGCUCCGGGAAGCCCCAGCUGAGUGAGGAGGCGCCCCCAGUGCAUCUUUCCUGGAGUGGAGAAUGGGCACCCCAGGGUGCAGCUGCAGCGCCUCUCCUGAUCCCUUGUGUGCUUAACUUGAACCUGGGGCCACACGGGUCACUCCCAGCUGGUCCUGAGCAUGUCCGUGGGAACACAGAGUAAAAUUCCUUCUGCCAGAGAUUGAUUGGUGGAUGUAUCUUCCAGAAAUCCUAAGUGUCAAAUUAGCAACUUAACUCUUAGUUCAUUUCAUAUCGAUGAAAUUGAAGUCUUCUGCCAUCUCUACUAGAAUCAGUGCUUACUGGGAAUGGGAGUUCUCACCUGUGAGGGGCACUUGGCCUCUCUCAGGCCAUUCCAGUUAAAAGUGGGCCUUGAUAGUCCAUGUCACUGGCGGAAGGAGCUGGUCAUGUAUACAUGACUCUCGACACACUUGGGGGAUUACUUCCAAUGGCAUGGAAUUUCUGUGUUUUUGAGAAAGCACUGACCAUAUAUUGAUGGGAAAUAUAGCCAAGGAUUUUGGGGAUGACACGUUUCCUGUGACCUGGGUCCUUUAUGGGUGGUGGCGAUGAGGUCCGCCUCUGCCUUUCUCAACUGUUUUUAAAUGUGUCUAUGCCAGGAGCAGACAGAAGAGCCAGGAGACGCACAGAGACGCAAAACUGUGGUUCUGACACUUAUUAAAAUGUGGGGUGUGUUGGAGCCUGAGACUGAGUGCUCUGCUGAGAUAGCGGUGAGACAUAUGUGUGAUGCACAUAUGACCUGUGCAGCCUGUCAUAUAAACAAGUGGUGAGCGCCUUGACCACCCCACUCCCUCAGGGUUGCCCUUCCUAAUGCCAUCUCCAAGAUGUUGGUAGGUGGGCAGGGCUUCAGGGCCAGGCGGCCCUGCCUCCUUGCACAGCUGCUAACUGCCUUCAGAAGCAUGGGGCAUACACGCCGACAAGCGUGGUGCCCAACAUCCAGACACAGCCUCAGUUGUGACUGAGCUCCUCAUGAAAAGCCAGUGUUUCAGAGCUGCUCUUCUUGACUGAUGUGGCAGCUACAGGAUAUCAGGAGCCUCAGGCAUUCUGACCCUGAAUACGAAGAACUUGGUUCCAAAUCCUCAGUGUGUUAUGAACGCUCUUUUCUAAAAGCACCAUUAAAUACCUCUCUCACACAGGUCUGUGGGUGUCUGUGCCAUUUAUCAUCGCCUCUGGCGGAGGCAGAUUUUGCCUGCCUGCUUGAUUCCUACCAUGUCCCUGUGCUAACAAGAUCGGGUCACAGAUGGGGACCAGCACAUGCCCACAAGGCCUGGAGUGCUCAGCCCAGGCAUUUGGCAACCUGAGCGUACAGCCUGAGGGGUGUAGGAUGGAGGGGUGUAGGAUGGCCCUGCGACUUCUCUUGGCCAGGGUGCUGGGUCUCCCCACAAAGUGUGGCUGUGGACGUACACAUCUGUCUCGGGUGUCCUCUGUGGUGCAGGUCACAGGAGCAACAGGCAGUAGUGGGGCUGAGACCCUGAGGUGCCAGUUGUAAUACACGAAAGUUUUGCCCUUCAGUGACGGGGGAACAAGGACUUGGGCUGUCGGGGCUGCGCGGUACCCCUGCAAGUGAAGACCGCCAGGGCCCAGGAGUGCCAGAAGGAAGAGGUGGAGAAAUGCCUCUCUGGGGCCAACAUGGCCGUUACUUAUUUCCCACCAUCUUCUCUUCAUUAAAAAAAGGCCUGGUGUGUCCACGGUGAGUAAGGUCUGAACGCAAAAGGACGCUCAUGAUUGGAAAGGUGAGUCUUCCCCCUGCCCUGCAUCCUGCUGCUUACCUUCCCC